CUCAAAGAAUAUAUUUAUUGGUAGACAAGCAAUGCAGCCACUUCUUUUUAACGAUUGCUGCAUUCUCUAUCCUCGAAACCAUCCACGUCGCUUUAGUUAGUAGCAACUGAUCCUCCAAACAACCCCAACUUGCAGUGGUCUCACAGCAUGCAUGAUUAUCUCUCUGCCAUUUCUUUUUAUCUGUUUUGGCAUGAUCUAUCCAACCUUUUCUCCUUCCCUCUCUAGCAUAAAAUACUUAAACUCUUCCCCUCUUUCCCUCUGUCCAUGGUUAGAAAGCAAGGAGGAGUGAUGUGGCCUAGAUUAGUGGCAAACAAGAUUCUGAGAAAGCAAUUGGGAAGCAACAACUUUGUAGCAGAUUUUCCAAGCAACGAUGUCUCGGAAGGAUUAGUGCUGGAAACACCAAGCGAUGAUCAACCGUCUUCAAACCCUACGUCCACCGUCUUCAAUCAGCAGAAGGACACUAGCACACACAAGUACAAGGUUUUUGUUAGUACAUGGAAUGUUGGUGGGGUGGAACCUCAAGAAGAUAUGAAUAUGGAGGAUUUGAUUGACACGUCCUGUGACAUCUAUGUUUUUGGGUUUCAAGAAAUCGUUCCUCUGAAAGCCUCCAAUGUUCUAGGAUCGGAGAAUAGUAAGAUCUGCAUGAAAUGGAAUUCCUUAAUCAGAGAAGCUUUAAACAAGAAUAGACACAACAAUAUUAAAGAUCCACACUUCUACUGUAUUGUAAGCAAGCAAAUGGUGGGGAUACUAGUAUCAAUUUGGAUUCGAAGCAAUCUGCGUCCAUUUAUUCGGAAUCCAAGUGUCUCCUGUGUUGGAUGUGGGAUCAUGGGAUGCCUAGGAAAUAAGGGUUCGGUUUCUGUUAGGUUUCGGUUACAUGAAACAAGCUUUUGCUUUGUGUGCACUCAUCUAGCUUCAGGGAGUAGAGAAGGAGAUGAGAAACUGAGAAAUUCUAACAUAUCCGAUAUAUUGUCAAGAACAAGUUUUCCUAGAGGCCCUUUGCUUGAUUUGCCCCGAAAGAUCCUAGAUUAUGAUCGAGUAAUUUUCCUCGGAGAUUUGAAUUAUAGAAUUUCCCUUCCAGAAGCAACAACGCGUUCGUUGGUGGAUACAAGAGAAUGGAAUACCUUACUAAAACAUGAUCAGCUGAUGAUGGAGCUCAAAGAGGGACAAGUACUCGAAGGUUGGAACGAAGGAGCUGUUGAAUUUGCUCCCACUUACAAAUAUUGUCCAAAUUCUGAUGUAUACUAUGGGUGUUGUCCGGGAAAGAAAGGUGAAAAGAAGCGUGCUCCUGCAUGGUGUGAUCGGAUAAUUUGGCGCAGAGAAGGAUUGAAGCAAUAUGUAUACAAUAGAGGUGAAUCAAAACUGUCUGAUCACAGACCUGUGAAUGCAAUAUUCACUGCCGAAGUUAGGCUUUCAAGAACAUUGAGAGGAUACCAUAGCUUUUUUUUAUCUGACAGGUUUGAGAGAAUAUCAAGCCAGUUUCAAAUAUCCUCCACCGAUAAUUUUCUCCGUAAAGGUAGAUCAACAAGCUUGAAACUUUGACCAUAAAAAUGUUACUCUAAUUAAGAAGCUUGUAAUAUUUAUAAAUAUAAAGUUUUGCUUACAUAACCCGGCUGAUGAAUGUACAGUGAAAGUUGGUUAAGAAGCAUCCUUUCUAUUUGGAUCGAAUAUUACAAAAAUUGAAGGUU
Malus domestica (apple) is the source of this 1685-nucleotide messenger RNA. Its product is annotated as type IV inositol polyphosphate 5-phosphatase 9. Gene Ontology annotation, biological process: phosphatidylinositol dephosphorylation. Lineage: Eukaryota; Viridiplantae; Streptophyta; Magnoliopsida; Rosales; Rosaceae. Gene Ontology annotation, molecular function: phosphatidylinositol-3,4,5-trisphosphate 5-phosphatase activity; phosphatidylinositol-4,5-bisphosphate 5-phosphatase activity; inositol-polyphosphate 5-phosphatase activity. The record is from RefSeq and is a predicted model, not a curated record.